AUGGAGUGGCCGACCAGUUCUUUCCCAGGGUCCCAAGAGGAGAGUACUCAUCCAGACCGCUUCCCCAUCGGUCAAUUCCUCUUUCCCCAGUCAUCAGCCGCUCCAGUUAUUGAACCUCGUGUUUGCACAGUCAAUCCGACGGGGGACGGAAACAUUCCACCACAAGGCGGCGGUGUGGCGCAGACUGCCCAAGCGCCUUUUGCCUAUGAUGAAAUCCCUGCCGAGUCACUUGAUUUGUUGUAUGCUUCCACUCGUAUCACUGGUGGUCAGCCCCUGCGACUACCAGUAGACUGGACGGAUACCAAUGCAGACACGAACCCAACCUGGCUUGCCCCCAAUAGCGCCAUGAGCCACCAGCCACACCCAGCUCCGGGAAGCCCACCAAUCUUUGAGUGCAAAUGGCGAGGCUGUUCCAGCUCCACACGGUUCAGCACUGAAGGGGACCUUGUCCGCCAUCUUAAAUCGAUUCAUAUCUCCCCAGAUGCAGCGUACCUUCCCGAUUAG
Messenger RNA from Aspergillus costaricaensis CBS 115574, 504 nucleotides. RefSeq lists its product as uncharacterized. Lineage: Eukaryota; Fungi; Ascomycota; Eurotiomycetes; Eurotiales; Aspergillaceae. Bases 1 to 504 code for a protein of 167 amino acids. The transcript is spliced from 3 exons. The record is from RefSeq and is a predicted model, not a curated record.